Uloborus diversus is the source of this 1443-nucleotide messenger RNA. RefSeq names its product 26S proteasome regulatory subunit 6B (gene Rpt3). Gene Ontology annotation, molecular function: proteasome-activating activity; ATP binding; ATP hydrolysis activity. Bases 93 to 1340 code for a protein of 415 amino acids. Gene Ontology annotation, cellular component: proteasome regulatory particle, base subcomplex. The transcript has 8 exons. The record is from RefSeq and is a predicted model, not a curated record. Lineage: Eukaryota; Metazoa; Arthropoda; Arachnida; Araneae; Uloboridae. Gene Ontology annotation, biological process: proteasome-mediated ubiquitin-dependent protein catabolic process.
ACAGCAUGGAGACAUCUCAACUCUCUUGUGAUUCAUCAAAAAGUUUGUGUAUGUUAAAAAAAUUUUUUCACUGAAUUUUGAUAGUUUUCGGUAUGGAAGAAAUUGGGAUAACCAUUGUUGAAAAGGAGGAAUUAAUUGCAGAUUUAAAAUCUAGCAGUCAUAUCUCUGCUCCAUCUCCUGAUGAUUUUGAUAUUGAUGAUCUCUACACAAAGUAUAAGAAAUUGCAAAGGCAGCUGGAAUUUUUGGAAGUACAGGAAGAGUACAUUAAGGAUGAGCAAAAGAAUUUAAAGAAAGAAUAUCUCCAUGCUCAAGAAGAAGUGAAAAGAAUACAAAGUGUUCCUUUAGUUAUUGGCCAGUUUCUUGAAGCAGUUGAUCCCAACACAGGAAUUGUUGGAUCCACGACAGGGUCAAAUUAUUAUGUUCGCAUUUUAUCCACAAUUGACAGAGAACUCCUCAAGCCAAGUUCAAGUGUAGCCCUUCACAAGCACAGCAAUGCCCUUGUGGAUGUGCUUCCUCCCGAAGCAGAUAGCAGCAUUUCUAUGCUUCGUUCAGAUGAAAAACCUGAUGUGACAUAUGCAGACAUAGGUGGCUUAGACAUACAAAAACAAGAAAUUAGAGAAGCUGUGGAAUUGCCAUUAACUCACUUUGAACUGUACAAGCAGAUCGGCAUUGAUCCGCCUCGGGGAGUCCUGAUGUAUGGACCACCUGGUUGUGGCAAAACCAUGUUGGCAAAAGCAGUUGCCCAUCACACCACGGCUGCCUUCAUUCGGGUGGUUGGCUCCGAAUUCGUGCAAAAAUACCUUGGUGAGGGCCCGAGGAUGGUUCGAGAUGUUUUCAGGUUAGCUCGUGAAAAUGCCCCUGCUAUCAUAUUUAUUGAUGAAAUAGAUGCAAUUGCUACCAAGCGGUUUGAUGCGCAGACUGGAGCUGAUAGAGAAGUUCAAAGGAUCCUCCUUGAGCUUUUGAAUCAGAUGGAUGGUUUUGAUCAAACAACAAACGUCAAGGUAAUCAUGGCAACAAACAGGGCUGAUACCCUUGAUCCGGCCCUUCUGAGACCUGGAAGAUUAGAUCGUAAAAUUGAGUUCCCUCUACCAGACAGGCGUCAAAAGCGUCUCAUUUUCUCAACCAUUACUACACAAAUGAACUUGAGUGAUGAGGUUGAUUUGGAAGACUAUGUUGCAAGGCCGGAUAAAAUAUCUGGAGCUGAUAUUAAUGCCAUUUGCCAAGAGGCUGGAAUGCAUGCUGUAAGAGAAAACAGAUACGUUGUUUUGGCGAAAGAUUUUGAGAAAGGAUACAAGAAUAACAUAAAGAAGGAUGAAUCGGAACAUGAAUUUUACAGAUAGUUGCUAUUUUUCUUCCUAAAAAAGUUUGUUUCAUUUUUUCUUGUGUUACUUAUAAAAUAUCAAUUUUUUAUGCAUUAAAGUUUGAUUUUAUUCUUUUCUUCGA